AUGCUAACAAUAUUUUUAUUGCUGGUAAUAUUUUUUUUUAUCUAUCUAUCUAUCUAUCUAUCUAUCUAUCUAUCUAUCUAUCUUUUUUUUAUUUUUCUUUCUAUUUUUUAUCUAUCUAUCUAUCUAUUCUAUCUAUCUUUUUUUAUUUUUCUUUCUAUUUUUUUAUCUAUCUAUCUAUCUAUCUAUCUAUCUAUCUAUCUAUCUUUUUUAUUUUUCUUUCCUUUUUUAUCUAUCUAUCUAUCUAUCUAUCUAUCUAUCUAUCUAUCUAUCUCAUAUUUUUUUUUAUUCAUCUAUUCAUCUAUCUAUCUAUCCAUCUAUCUAUCUAUCUAUUUUUUUUAUUUUCUUUCUAUUUUUUAUCUAUCUAUUCAUCUAUCUAUCUAUCUAUCAUCUAUCUAUCUAUCUAUCUAUCUAUCUUUUUUAUAUUUCUUUCUAUUUUUAUCUAUCUAUCUAUAUCUAUCUUUGUUAUUUUUCUUUCUUAUUUUUUAUCUAUCUAUCUAUCUAUCUAUCUAUCUAUCUAUCUAUCUUUUUCAUUUUUCUUUCUAUUUUUUAUCUAUCUAUCUAUCUAUCUAUCUAUCUAUCUAUCUAUCUAUCUCAGUAUAUAUUGGUUUGCCUCCUUUUGUUUUAUGGCAUAUCAACCUCAAUGGGUUAUUUAAUGCCAACAAUAUUUUUAUUACUGGUAAUAUUUUUUUUAUCUAUCUAUCUAUCUAUCUAUCUAUCUAUCUAUCUAUCUAUCUAUCUAUCUAUCUCACUCGCUAUUAA
Acanthosepion pharaonis is the source of this 759-nucleotide messenger RNA. NCBI's taxonomy places the organism in Eukaryota, Metazoa, Mollusca, Cephalopoda, Sepiida, Sepiidae. The record is from the annotation of a GenBank genome assembly.